AUGAAUAUUGUGAUAGAGUGCUCCUCGUCCCAUGAAUCUCAAUAUUAUUCAGAUGAUCUCCCUGAUCCUGAAUUUGACAUUUAUAAUGCUGCCCUUACAGCUACAAAUAAUACUGAUCAAUUAACUAAUUCUGCAAUCCCAGUACCUAGAUCCAAUGAGACAGUACCAGUUUUAGAGCCACCAGUUAUUCCAUCCAGUUCAAUUGCAUCAACAGCAGAAAACUCAGCGGAAACGUCGAGAACGGAAGCUAGGACAGAAUCAUACAUACAGGAACCUAAUGCAGACUUGGUGGGAUCAACAGGAAAUUCGGAUUCAUGGAACUAUGAAACUAUUUCAAAUAUAAUUAAAUUUUGCUCAGAAAAAAAGAUUGAGGAUCCUAUUGAAAUUUUGAAAAUUGCGCAAGAUAAAAUUAUUAAAGGCAGAAAACUGGAACUAGAAUCUGAAAGUGGAACAAUAGAAGGAGCGACCAAUUUUAUUUUGGUGGACAGAGAGAACCUGUUAGAGACAGCAUUUGUUGAAAUAAAAGAGAUUGUUGAUCUCAGAAAUACAUUGGAAGUCCAAUUUUAUGAAGAAAAUGCUGUUGACCUUGGUGGGCCUCGCAGAGAAUUUUUUACAUUGGUAUUGAGGCAGAUACAAGAACAUUACUUUGAUCCUGUUCGGGAAUACUCAGACAAUUAUGAAAUAGUUGGAAAGAUAUUGGCUUUAAGUAUGCUCCAAAGUGGACCUUUGCCAAGAGUGCUAUCAGCCAGUUUAGUUGAGGAGGUGUUUAACAAUUCUUCACCCAGGGCAUUUGUGCAUGAUUUACGAAGAGGACUGGAUGCAUUAUGUUUAUAUGAGCUGGCUUGUCAUCUUCCAACAUUUAUCCAUCUUUUUACACCUCGGGAUCGACAGAAAAUUACAUUAAAGCUGCUUACAAGCACAAUUAAACCACAGUUUUCUCCAGAAGGAAGUAAUAGAAGACAAAAAGAAAGCAAAAUUUAUGCAAAAUAUGUGAAAUAUUUGAGAGAGGCUGCAAGUGGUAGACGUGGGGAUGUUACUCUUGCAAAAAUUCUUCGGUUUUGCACUGGAUCAGAAGAGGAACCACCACUUGGUUACCAGAUUCAGCCAACAAUGGAAUUUGUCGAAAGACAAUCAUUCCUGCCAACAGGAAAUACAUGCAUCAACAAAAUGCAAUUAACCAUACCUGUAAAUGAGGAGCCAACAGAAGAUGCACUGUUCAACUUUUUUGACUUUGCGUUUUGCAAUUCGUACUUUGGUUUACAAUGAUUAAGUGAGCUUUUCAGACCACGCAAUGUUGUCCGCCUGUCCAUGGCAACUUUUUAUACACACUCUCUGUAGGAGAGGGGGUAUACUGUUUUACCCUUGUGUGUCUGUCUGUCUGUUUGUCCUUCAGUCUGUCUAUAACAGAAAUUUCGGUUGCAUUUUUCUCAGCAACUAUUCAUUGCAGGGGCUUGAAAUUUUAACGCACUAUUUGUUUAGGCAUGCCAUAUGUUGGGAUCUAGUUUUGUACCAAUCUUACAUCAACUUCCUGUUAAAUGACAACAUUUUUUAUUUUAAGCCAAAAUUUUCAAACAAAUUUUCCUCAAAGAUUACACAGCAACUUUUCAUUGCAGAUGCUUAACCUUAACACAGGCUUUGAUAAGGCAUGUUAUAUGAUGGAAUUCAUUUUUGUACCAAUUGGACAUAAAUUUCCUGUU
This is a messenger RNA of Magallana angulata, 1697 nucleotides long. RefSeq lists its product as uncharacterized. Bases 1 to 1266 code for a protein of 421 amino acids. NCBI's taxonomy places the organism in Eukaryota, Metazoa, Mollusca, Bivalvia, Ostreida, Ostreidae. The record is from RefSeq and is a predicted model, not a curated record. The transcript has 5 exons. Gene Ontology annotation, molecular function: ubiquitin-protein transferase activity.